ACGUAACUGAAAACAAGAUUUUACGUAGACCACGCACAUUGCGUAAAUACCAACAACAAACAUGGCGGACGAUCACACGGACGCAGACCAAUCUAUGGAGGUGCACACUCCAACAGCUGAAACCCCCCAUUCUGAAUAUGGACUGACGGAAAACAUCCAGAGAAUAGUGGAAAAUGAGAAAGCCAACACAGAGAAGGUCUCCAAACAGAAGGUGGAUCUGCAGUCGCUCCCCACGAGGGCAUAUUUGGAUCAGACAGUGGUGCCCAUUCUUCUUCAAGGCUUAUCUGUGCUGGCCAAGGAAAGACCUGCAAAUCCUAUUGAAUUCUUAGCAGCCUUYCUUCUCAAGAACAAAUCACAGUUUGAAGAUCGAAAUUAAGCUCCAGGCGGAUGGAAAUGUGCACUUUGAGGCCAUCUGUUUAAAAUCAAGGAAAUGGUUGUUUGUCAUUGGUUAUGUUUGCUAAUGAUACUGUAUGUAGUUUUUUAAACCAUAAUAAAGAUGGUGCUGCAGGGAAA
Messenger RNA from Salvelinus sp. IW2-2015, 513 nucleotides. Its product is annotated as protein dpy-30 homolog. Lineage: Eukaryota; Metazoa; Chordata; Actinopteri; Salmoniformes; Salmonidae. The record is from RefSeq and is a predicted model, not a curated record. Gene Ontology annotation, cellular component: Set1C/COMPASS complex.